Messenger RNA from Xyrauchen texanus (razorback sucker), 2666 nucleotides. RefSeq names its product beta-1,3-N-acetylglucosaminyltransferase manic fringe-like. Gene Ontology annotation, cellular component: Golgi membrane. The record is from RefSeq and is a predicted model, not a curated record. The transcript has 8 exons. Gene Ontology annotation, biological process: pattern specification process; regulation of Notch signaling pathway. Gene Ontology annotation, molecular function: O-fucosylpeptide 3-beta-N-acetylglucosaminyltransferase activity. Bases 374 to 1465 code for a protein of 363 amino acids. Lineage: Eukaryota; Metazoa; Chordata; Actinopteri; Cypriniformes; Catostomidae.
UGCCCUCUGGCAGUACGCAUGGGGCAACAGAUAGAAUCCGCGGUGGUUUACAAUAUUUCCAUUUUUAAUGAGUAGGCCUAUAUAACCGUGCGCAAGUCAAAGUUCUCGUUUUUGUUUCGUCAAACAGUUAUGGUUAUUCAAGGGCACCUAAAAACUAUUCAGGACUUCGGAUUUUUAACUGAACACCAGUAUGUACCGAUGCGCUUAGAUAAUAAUAACUAAUAGCAAUGACUCGUAUUGUACACUCCAACAGGGUUUUGUUGUGUUUUAUUAUUAUUAUCUAUUUUACAAACGUCCAAGAAGACGCCCAAAUCUGAGACUAAAUGUCGCCAGCUAUAACAUGUGGCCAAAAGUCACUCAAAUAUUUUAGAAGAUGAUCUUGAGGAGACUAUUUCAUGCUCUUCCUUUCGUUGCUCUGUCUCUCUUCAUCCUGGUUUUACUGGAUUUACAACUGCGCACCCGGAGUGACCAACAAACCAGUGCGCAUCUUGCGCACGAAAGUAUAAGGAGCCAGGCACCAUCUACAUCAAUUACCACAGCUGUAAAUCAACAUAGAGAUGUUGCAACUAAAGAACACAAGCCAAAAAUGGACAAAUGGAGGGAAACAAAGCCAAAGUCACCAUUAGAACUCAAUGAGAUCUUCAUUGCGGUGAAAACAACUGGAAGGUUCCACAAAUCCCGCCUUGCUCUUCUUUUGGAGACCUGGAUCACCAGGACUAAAGACCAUACAUACAUUUUCACGGACACUCCCGAUGAAGAUAUUUCCUCUGAAGGAUUCAAUAUUGUCGUCACGAACUGCUCCCCUGAACACAGUCAUCAGGCUCUUUCCUGCAAAAUGGCUGCUGAGUACGACCACUUCAUGGCCUCCGAUAAAAAAUGGUUGUGUCAUGUUGAUGAUGAUAACUACUUGAACCCUGGAGCCCUGCUCUCUGUCCUCUCAGCCUUCCCAGUGGACAGCGAUAUCUAUGUGGGCAAGCCGAGCCUGGAUCGACCAAUGAAAGCGCAGGAGCUUCUGGAAGGAAAUAAGAUGAGGGCAGUUCAUUUCUGGUUUGCUACAGGAGGGGCAGGUUUCUGCUUGAGCAGGAAGUUGGCAGAGAAGAUGGCACCCUGGGCAAGUGGUCCCAGGUUCGAGGAGACCUCAGCAGUGAUAAUGUUGCCUGAUGACUGUACGGUGGGCUUCAUAGUUGAGAGGCGACUGGGAGUCUCCAUGGUCCAUAGCAGCAUGUUCCACUCUCACCUGGAAAACCUCCUUCUUCUUGCCCCUAGUGAUAUCCCAAAACAGGUUACUCUUAGUUACGGAUGGUUUGAGAAUAAAAUGAACAGUGUGGAACUGAGAGGAUUCUUUACCGAAGAAGAAGAUCCAUCCAGGUUCAGAACAGUCCACUGUCUUCUAUAUCCUACAACAAGUUGGUGUCCAGUAGCCCUUAAGGACGGCCUGCCAUGGAAUCAACGAAUUCACCUGUGAUGCAACUUGCUGCAUAGAGAACAUUAAUGCAUAUUGUGUGAAUUUCAAUUUGUGAAGUUUCCUACAAGACAUUUCUGUUUUGCAUGGGCAGUGGUGUUAGCACUUAUGAUCUUGGCCUCAACGAUUUCACAUCUUUCAUCCACCAUCAAAGAUCUCCCACAGACUCACACAGUGCAGGUACAUGGCAUCACACGAAAGCUGCUUUUAAGUAUUGAAAUCCACAUGUAGUCCUCCACCUAGGCUAAACUGCUUCUAUAGGCCUGAAGUUCAUGUUCUUUUGAGGGAUAAUCCCCAUGGAAAGCCCUAUGGACUGAACAACUCCCUCUGAGGUAUCUCUUAUAAAUCUCGGAACACUGUUAACAUGGUGUUGAUUUCUGUUGUAAGAUACCUGUACAAUACAGCAAUGAUAGUGGUGUCUACCGCAAUUGUGUGUUUGUUUAAAGCAUUAUGCCUUAAAGCAAUGCAUGGUGGUUAAAUUGUUCAGCAACCCUUGGGCGGACUGGGAAAACUGAGAACUCUCAGAGUUUAACUGAGCCAUUAUUGAUGAAUUGGACCUGUAAAUUGGACCACAGUUGCAUAGAAUUCCCAUAGCUUCAUACUUAAAGUGUAACUCCUGUCUGCACAUUUUGAUUAUUGCUAGAUAUAACAGUUGCUAUACUUAUCAAAUGUAGUGGUGGGAACCACAUAUUUGUCAAUGCUCUGUAUAAGUGAACAAAAAAAAAAAGUUUUACUUGAAGAUUUUAAUGCCACUGACAAAUGUUUUGCUUUCAAAAUGUGUCAUUUCAGCUUUUCACUUCUAUAGAUGUAAUUCUGUUCUUCCAAUAUCUGCCAUAUUUAGAUGCCAAGAAAAACAAUAUGGCAUUUUGAAAAAGUGGCAAUAUUUCAAUACAUUUUUGUUACUUACCGUAAAUUUGGUGAACUAUUUAUGUUCAUAUUGUAAAUUAUGUUUGUUUAAUAAUUGCUAAAGAAUAUCUACAUUUCAAAUCUAAUUGAAUUGUAUCUCAAAACAGGGUCAUCCAUUUAUUUCUUAAUAUUAUUGUAUUCUUUUUCAUGCAUUGUACACAUAUUUUGGAUAAUUAUGGUAACAUAUUUGUACUGUAUGUAUAAUUAUAAUGUGAAGCACUUAAUAUAGGUGGAUGUCCACACAAAGCUGUGUUUUGGCCCCAGAGGCCAUUUAGUUGCUUAGUAGUGUUUGAAUAAA